CAGGCGCAAUAAGGAAUAAAGGCGGGGGUGAUAAAACCCUCUCCUGUCCUGGAGUUUUGAAGCACAAACAUUUGAGGAAAUUGGAAAAACAAACAUGGUUGGAUUUCUCCAUACUUGUUCUUGGCGAAAAGUACCGCUGCUAUCGCUGUUUCGCCAGUACCAGAGUUGCUACUUCCGGCAGCAAAUUUUAGUAUUACCAUGUAAUACUACUAUUACCACCACUACUACUGGGACUGGGAGCAUUAGGAAUUUUACCACUGACAAACCCAAGUUAGGAAUGUUACUAGUGAGAUCAGCUAAUCUGCAAAGGUAUUGCCACAGCAGCGGCGGGAAUAAGAUUGAGACUCCAGCGGCAGCCGCUACAAAUUCUCCGCCUCCAUUCGAAUCCAAUAUCCUCAGACUUCUAGCCGCUCACAUCCACCACCGCUCCCUAUAUCACCCGCCGCACCAGCCUGUUACAGAAUACAAUGGCUUUACAGUAGAAGAUCGACCUGGUGAGCAGUGGAUCACCUUGAGAGGCAAAUCUACUGAGGAUGAGCACAUUAAAAUUGAAGCUACAAUGUUUGACGGCUCAGUUUGCUCCCCACCGUCUGCUGCUGAAUGCAGCGGGGAAGAUGUGCGUCUUCAUAUUAGCUUGCUGGUUGACAUAUGGAAGGGGGAUGGAAAUGAGUUGUUGGAGUUGGUAUGCUCAGCCUGGCCAGACUCCUUAGAAAUUCAGAAAGUGUACAUAUUCAGACGUGACAAUUCACCAAUUGGGCCUUAUAUGGGACCUAAUGUCAGGGGUUUGAAACUUGCACUGGCGAGUGGACUUUAUGAGUUUCUGAGGACAAGGGGAGUAAAUGAUGACCUUUCCUAAUUUUUGCACGAGUACAUGAUGAACAAGGAUAAGGGUGAGCUCAUUAAUUGGCUUGGAAAAGUUAAAAAGUUCUUCGAAACAUAGAGUUGACAGCUUCACAUUGUGGUCGUGAUCUUUGUCCAAUCAUGCAUCAAGGACUAUAAACUUAAAUGAAACUUCUGAUAGAUCCGUGAAUAGCUUCUGAAGUUGGCAGUAGGACACUCAAUUCUCUCGAGGGAGAUGGAAAAUUUCAUUCUUUCCCUCCCAGCAGAAGUUUCCUGGCAGAGGAAGAAUUCGGGUACUUUUCCCUCUAUGGCAGCAUGUUGCUGUCAGACUAUACUUGGAAGAAAUCAUUUGCGUCUCAAGGAAUCCUCAACCUUGAGUGUCAAAUGGCUCAACUGAUACAUUUCCGGUUCAGUUGAAUGAAGCUUAUGUUGUUUCUGAGUCAUUCGAAGCUAUUAAUUUUACAUGUGUGUGGAUACGAUAUUUGCCUGAUUGCUUUAGAGAACCCUUAAUUUAGUACUAGUAGUUUUGUAAAGUGGCUGACAAUCGAUUUGAUUGUGACAGUGACUUAGAAAUGCCAUUAUCUAUUCCAUCCAA
Coffea eugenioides is the source of this 1435-nucleotide messenger RNA. RefSeq lists its product as uncharacterized. NCBI's taxonomy places the organism in Eukaryota, Viridiplantae, Streptophyta, Magnoliopsida, Gentianales, Rubiaceae. Gene Ontology annotation, cellular component: mitochondrial matrix. Bases 95 to 856 code for a protein of 253 amino acids. The record is from RefSeq and is a predicted model, not a curated record. The transcript has 4 exons.